AUGCUAGAUGGGCCAGAGUGUAUUUCGGGGCAUUAUUUACAGGCAUGUAUGAUAUAGUCUUCAAUUAAAGGAGCAUUGAGUCCCACGACAACUGGUGGAGAUUUCACUACGUGACAUGGACAGACUGAAAAGACAUCAGUAUAUAAUCGUAAACCUAAUGCUGCAGCAUGCAGAUGGGUAUGACAAACUGAAACCCUAUGGUUUUCCUGUUCAUGGUUGCAUAGAUGACUGGAGUAUACGACUUUUAUGA
Molecule: messenger RNA, 250 nt
Organism: Porites evermanni
Lineage: Eukaryota; Metazoa; Cnidaria; Anthozoa; Scleractinia; Poritidae
Source: the annotation of a GenBank genome assembly